UUUCCCUUCUAAGAAAUUAUUGUACUCGAAAAAUUUCUAAUCGCAGUAAUUGUGGAGAAAAUGGUAUGUCAACGGGUUAAGUAUAUCAUACCUGCAUAUGAAACAAUAGAUGUCACGACGACAGGCUGCACGGACUCCCCAUCCGUCGCGAUGACAGUCAUAUUGUGACCUUCAAUUGUUAAUUCUCCAGGGCAGUUACCACAGAAAGAGUUAAUCAUACGGAAACGGUAACGAUUAUUGGCAUCCACUAUGAUAAUUUCCAUGUUACUGUUUAUUGUAUCCUAAAUCGUAAAGCGUCCCAUUAGAAGUAUUUCGCACAACAAUGAUUCGUCGAUACUGCAUAUGGGUGAAAAUUCUAAAAUGUUUCCUUAAAUAAAUUCCUUAAGAACAGAUAUUUCUUUUUGAACGAAGUUCCUGAUUUUUUUUUCAAAUAAAAUAUAACUGUUUAACUCGAUUCUUAAUAUGAAAUUAAGACACAGAUUAUUUUAUUAUUCUUUAAUACGUCUUUCGGGUUUAGUUGCAACAUUUUGGAAGCAUAGCAAGGAUGUAAAUCGAACUUACUGUUCCAUUGAUUAAGAAUUGUCCCCUUCCAUUAAUCAACAAAGUAUCAGGCCGUUGACCGACUACACCCCACUCACGACCCGGAUAACGUUCGACAGCGUUUUCGUUCAUCCAAUCGCUAAUGAAAAGCACGUGACUCGCUAAAUCAUAAUCAUAAAGAUCGAUACUAGGAUCUUGUUCAGCUGGUUCCCGGACAAUGAAGCUACCGGAAACACCGUUCAUCUUCUGCAACCCGAUGUGGGAAUGCCAAAAAUGCAAUCGGGCACUGAGUAACGAAUGGAACUCCGUCGUAAUAUUGGCUGCCGUACUGAAACAAUCCGUGCCAAUGGAUCGUAAUAUGCUCCUCAGAAAUCAUGUUUUCAACAUCGAUCACGAUGAAAUCGCCUAAACAAACUUGUAUACUUGGUCCCGGAAGCAUUCUGUUCACCGACAAAAGGCUCCGUUGCACCCCAUUUGCAACAACGCACUGGCAAUUAGGACAAAUACUGACAGGAUACCGUUCAACCACGAAAUGGUAAUAACAAUUCUUCGGUUUACCCUCCUCGCAGGUACAUAACCAGCUAUUAUCUGUGAGCUUGACACAUCAUUCGCACCUGAAAUUACAGAUGAUUUCUUGGAAGAAGGAUAUUGCAAAUAUAAGAUGAGUGCUCAAGAUAUUGUAAGCAUUUAUAAAAUAGCGAAAAUGUGACACCUAUUCUUUUGAUCUUCAGUAAAAGCGGUACGCAAUGAUCAGGCACAUUUUUAAAAUUCCCCUCGGUACCGAGUCGGCAAAACAUGUCCAAAUUCGACUUCUAUUGCUACUGAUAGACCAAUUUGGAUAGAUGUUCAUGCGCCGUACUUUUAUCAAUGCUUCGUGAUUUGCACGUAAGAAAAUAGAAAAUGCAAUUGAAAGUAAACAAAAGCACAUUAGAGUGUUCUCGUAUUUCUUUGUGACAUUUCACAAUAAUUAUUUCUGUAAGCAACAUAAACAUUUAUUCCGCUGUCUAUUCGAAACUUCAUAUGGAAUACAUUUUGCUUGAAAUGUAAAAGAUGAUCUGCGCGCAAAAUAAAUCUUGCUGUUUCAAUUGAAAAAUAUCGUCAUAAAUAACACGAGAAAAAUAACAUUGUCAUUUAUGUAAUUAAUGUGACAAACAACUUCUUUUUCUGACAAAUAUCUCGUAAUCGUUUGUUAUCCACGUUAAUUACAAUAUUGCAAUGAGAUUUCAUGCGACAUUUACACUUUUAUGUCAGAAGUAUAAAAGUCUCUUUCGGUGUGUCAGUGUCACAAGACAAUGGAGUUACUGCUUAAUCUAUAGGGUGUUCCACAGGUUUUUACACUUACCAGCAUGCGCUGUAGGUAUUAGAAAAAUUAAAUCACUUUCUGUUUCUCAACAGCAUACCAGGGUUUAAACACAUUUGUAAUUUUUCUCGUAUGAUUUACUCGACAUGACCAUAAUUGAUGAGGAGGAGCAAUCGGUUGUACAUAGUAGAAAGAAAAGUUGUACUACAUUGAUUGAGAUAAGGACAUAUAGAUAUAUAGAGAUAGUUAUAGAUUAGCAGAAAUGCAACACCUUCAGUCGACAGCACAAUGUAUACGAGAGCAAUUCUUUUGAUCCUCGGUUUAAUUAUCAAUGUUCACGGAGCAUUGGUACCACGAAUCGUCGGAGGCCACAAUGCAACACCAGGAAAAUUUCCUUACGAAGCAUGCAUACUGAAAAGAUCUUAUUUUAUAUGCGGCGGGUCCAUCAUUUCGGAAAACCUAAUUCUUACUGCAGCUCAUUGUAUUUAUGGGGAGAGUGUCUCCGACAUCGAAGUGGUUGUUGGAACUUAUACUUUGCCAUUAUGGAAACCCGCGAUAAAAUAUUCACCGCGGAAACUAAUUUGGCAUGCCCACUACAACCCGCAAAAAGAUUUUUUAAACGAUAUUGGUUUAAUAUGGUUGACUAAAAAUAUUCCAUUUACCGAAAACAUUCAACCAAUUCGUCUUCCGUCCGUAAAUCGCGAUGCAACGGGUGAAAAGGCUGUUAUUACUGGCUGGGGAAGACUUUCCGUAAGUUUAUCUACAAUUUGUUUGCAACGUACACUGAAGUUAAACUUAUAUUAUGAUAUAGAGUUACUUCUACAGGAGAACGGAAUAACUCCAUAUAUUUUACAAGAAAUUGAAUUGGAGAUAAUAUCACAACAGUAUUGUCUGUUGGAAUGGAAUGUAACGGAUUCUCAGAUCUGCACGCUCACAAAAAUAUCCGAGGGUGUUUGCAAUGGUGAUUCUGGUGGACCAUUGGUUUUAAAUGGUGAACAAGUUGGAAUCGUCUCAUACGGAAGCCCGUGUGCCAGAAACAUUCCUGACGUGUACACCAAAGUGUAUAGUUACAAACAGUGGAUAACGGAAUACACAAAAUUUACAGCCACUUUUUCAAAUGCAACUAAUACAAUUACGAAAGUGUGGAUUUCGUCGAUACUAGCAAUAUUGACGUAUUUACAUUUUCUUGUAUAAAAUGAUCUCGUUUUACCAUACGUCCAUAACGAAUUAUGUAGACAAUUAAACUAUCAGCCUUUUUCAAAAA
Messenger RNA from Megalopta genalis, 3104 nucleotides. The record is from RefSeq and is a predicted model, not a curated record. Lineage: Eukaryota; Metazoa; Arthropoda; Insecta; Hymenoptera; Halictidae.